ACACAUGACCUGUUGUACAGACGCAUAUUUUCAUUGACCAGUCCUGUCUUGAAAGAGCACCUGUUAUACCAGUCUUUAGAGGUCUGGAUUAAGAAAUCAAGAAACAGGAUGAAUGAAAGAGUAAUGAAGAAGGUUGUAAAUUAUUGUAUAGUACCUUUACUUGUACUGAUUGUCCCAACUCUCACACAGAUUCCUCCAGGGGUGCCUAUGAUCAGUGGGCCACAGGUCAUCAUAAUGGGUGACAAAGUGACUCUGACCUGUACAGUGAAUAGUGGCAAGCCUGACCCAUCAGUCAGAUGGUUGAGGGACGACCAAGUCAUAGAUGAGACGUAUAGCAUAGUCAGCGGUAUCACUACAAACAACUACACAUUUACUGCUUCCGCUAAUGAACAGUUUGCUGUGUUUGAAUGUCAAUCAGAGAACGGACUCCUCCAAAAUCCACUGUCCAGAACUAUAUUUGUGGAAGUGUACAAAACUCCACAGACACCAGUCCUAACAGGUCCUACAGAAAUGAUAUCUGGGACACCGACAACUUGGACAUGUAUCUCUGAUGGUGGAUAUCCUGUACAAAAACUGUUCAUGAGGGUCGGAAAUUCAGCAUUUUCCACAGAACUUGAUACAAAAACAGCAUUUGAUCGAAAUUCACAAACAUACACUGUAACUGGAACCCUUUCUUGGGCCCCAACAACAGCUAAUGACGGACAAACACUCUACUGUGAUGUUACUCAUCCGGAAACUAUAGGACCUAACAACCCCCAAACAGUCAGCCUACCAUUAACUGUAAAAUCUCCAUUGGAUGUAAAUGCACCACAGACGCAGUAUAACCCCACAACAGGGGAGACGAUCUCGUUAACGUGUGUUAUUACUUCUGGAACAGCAACUCAAGUCAGAUGGUACAAAAACAAUAAGAUUGUUAUUAUGGCGGCAAAUCUAAGACUUUCUGGUGGUAACGCUAACACGCCGUCUCUAACAAUUACUCAGGUCCAGCUCACUGAUGCUGGUAGUUACAUAUGUGAGGCCACUGAUGGCACUGCCACGAGGAAUACGACUAUAAUUACAGUAUCUCCAAAAGCUACACCACAACCACCAACACUGACCGGUCCGUCAACUGUAACACCAGGAACACCCUUUACGUGGACAUGUGUAUCGUUGGGUGGAUUCCCAGAGCAGACUAUGUCCAUCAGGGUAGAUAACUCUGUGUUUACCAAUGAAGCCACAUUUAAGUCAGAGUAUGAUGAUAGUACAAAGGCCUAUAGAGUUACCGGAACGCUUGUUUGGAGCCCAGAUACCAGUUACAAUGGACAAAAGUUAUACUGCGAGGUGACGCACACUGAAACGUUAGGACCUAACAACCCACAGACAGCUAGUCUAUCACUGACUGUUCAAUCCACACCACAAACCCCAGUACUGACCGGUCCAGUCUCAGUUAUCUCUGGAUCAUCUCAUACAUGGACUUGUGUAUCCUCCGGUGGUAAUCCAGAACAAACUAUGUCAAUCAGGGUCGGUAACUCUGUGUUUAGUAAUGAAGUGACGUUUAAUACAGUAUACGAUGAAAGUUCUAAGACCUACAGAGUUACAGGAACACUUAUAUGGAGCCCUACAACCACUUACAACGGAGAAACACUUUACUGCGAUGUUUUACAUCCUGACACAUUAGGAAAUAGUCCACAGACAGUCAGCUUGUCACUCACUGUACAGGCCACACCACAAACACCAGUACUGACCGGUCCACUCUCAGUUAUCUCCGGAACAUCUAACACAUGGACGUGUGUAUCCUCCGGUGGUAAUCCAGAGCAAACUAUGUCAAUCAGGGUCGGUAACUCUGUGUUUGGUAAUGAGGUGACCUUUAAUACAGUGUACGAUGACAGUUCUAAGACCUACAGAGUUACAGGAACACUUGUAUGGAGCCCUACAACCACUUACAACGAUGAAACACUUUACUGUGAUGUUUUACAUCCUGACACCUUAGGAAAUAGUCCACAGACAGUCAGCUUGUCACUUACUGUACAGGCCACACCACAAACCCCAGUACUGACCGGUCCAGUCUCAGUUAUCUCUGGUACAUCUAACACAUGGACUUGUGUAUCCUCCGGUGGUAAUCCAGAGCAAACUAUGUCAAUCAGGGUCGGUAACUCUGUGUUUGGUAAUAAGGUGACCUUUAAUACAGUAUACGAUGAAAGUUCUAAGACCUACCGAGUAACAGGAACACUUGUAUGGAGCCCUACAACCACUUACAAUGGAGAAACACUUUACUGUGAUGUUUUACAUCCCGACACCUUAGGACAAGCUCCCCAGACAGUCAGCUUGCCACUCACUGUACAGGCAACACCACAAACCCCAGUACUGACCGGUCCAGCCUCAGUUAUCUCUGUUACAUCUAACUCAUGGACUUGUAUAUCCUCCGGGGGUAAUCCAGAACAAACUAUGUCAAUCAGGGUCGGUAACUCUGUGUUUAGUAAUGAAGUGACGUUUAAUACAGUAUACGAUGAAAGUUCUAAGACCUACCGCGUAACAGGAACACUUGUAUGGAGCCCUACAACCACUUACAACGGAGAAACACUUUACUGCGAUGUUUUACAUCCUGACACAUUAGGAAAUAGUCCACAGACAGUCAGCUUGUCACUCACUGUACAGGCCACACCACAAACCCCAGUAUUGACCGGUCCAGUCACAGUUAUCUCUGGUACAUCUAACACAUGGACUUGUGUAUCCUCCGGUGGUAAUCCAGAACAAACUAUGUCAAUCAGGGUCGGUAACUCUGUGUUCAGUAAUGAAGUGACGUUUAAUACAGUAUACGAUGAAAGUUCUAAGACCUACAGAGUAACAGGGACACUUGUAUGGAGUCCUACAACCACUUACAACGGAGAAACACUUUACUGCGAUGUUUUACAUCCUGACACCUUAGGAAAUAGUCCACAGACAGUCAGCUUGUCACUCACUGUACAGGCCACACCACAAACCCCAGUACUGACCGGUCCAGUCUCAGUUAUCUCUGGUACAUCUAACACGUGGACUUGUGUUUCCACCGGUGGUAAUCCAGAACAAACUAUGUCAAUCAGGGUCGGUAACUCUGUGUUUGGUAAUGAGGUGACGUUUAAUACAGUAUACGAUGAAAGUUCUAAGACCUACCGAGUAACAGGAACACUUGUAUGGAGUCCUACAACCACGUACAAUGGAGAAACACUUAACUGCGAUGUUUUACAUCCUGACACCUUAGGAAAGAGUCCACAGACAGUCAGCUUGUCACUCACUGUGCAGGCCACACCACAAACCCCAGUACUGACCGGUCCAGUCUCAGUUAUCUCUGGUACAUCUCACACAUGGACUUGUGUUUCCACCGGUGGUUUUCCAGAACAAACUAUGUCAAUCAGGGUUGGUAACUCUGUGUUUGGUAAUGAGGUGACGUUGAAUACAGUAUAUGAUGAAAGUUCUAAGACCUACAGGGUAACAGGAACACUUGUAUGGAGCCCUACAACAACUUACAACGGAGAAACACUUUACUGUGAUGUUUUACACCCCGACACCUUAGGACAAGCUCCUCAGACAGUUACUUUACCGUUAACUGUUUAUACAACCCCACAGCCACCAACAUUAACUGGUCCGACAACAGUUUCACCAAGAACAGGAGUUGCAAACAGAACACCAGAAACGUGGACAUGUGUAUCUUUGGGUGGUUUCCCAGAGCAGACGAUGUCUAUCAGAUUAGAGAACUCUGUUUUCACGUCUGAAGUCACAACCAAAUCAGAGUAUGAUCAAACAUCAAAGACGUAUAAAGUUACCGGUACACUUGUUUGGAGCCCAGACACCAGUAAUAACGGUCAAAGUUUAUAUUGCGAUGUAACUCACCCAGAAACGUUAGGACCAAACAACCCACAGACAGUUAGUCUUCAGCUGACAGUGCAAGCAACACCACAAACCCCAGAACUGACCGGUCCAGUCUCAGUUAUCUCCGGCACAUCUCACACGUGGACUUGUGUUUCCACCGGUGGUUUUCCAGAACAAACUAUGUCAAUCAGGGUCGGUAACUCUGUGUUUGGUAAUGAGGUGACCUUUAAUACAGUAUACGAUGAAAGUUCUAAGACCUACCGAGUAACAGGAACACUUGUAUGGAGCCCUACAACCACGUACAAUGGAGAAACACUUUACUGUGAUGUUUUACAUCCUGCAACCUUAGGAAAUAGUCCACAAACAGUCAGCUUGUCACUCACUGUACAGGCAAUUCCCCAACCACCAACAUUAACAGGUCCAACAACAGCGACAUCUGGCAUCCAAGAAACGUGGAUAUGUAUAUCAAUGGGAGGUAACCCAGAACAGAAGAUGUCCAUGAGAAUAGGAAACACUUUAUUACCCAACGAGUUGACAACCAACUCAGAGUUUGAUCAAAAUUCAAAGACAUACAAAGUAACCGGUACUCUUGUAUGGAGCCCCAAAACCAGCAAUAACGGAGAGAUAGUUUACUGUGAUGUUACACAUGAAGCAUUAGGCAACAGUCCACAAACCGUCAGCUUACCUUUGACUGUUAAAACGACACCAGAGACCCCAUUAUUGACUGGUCCCACGACGAUGCUUUCUGGUACUUCAAAUACGUGGACAUGUCUGUCCCUAGGUGGCAAUCCUAAACAAACCAUGAGUAUGAGGAUUGGUACAACACUUCUAAAUAGCCAAGUAGCCAUUAGCUCAGAAUAUGACGAAAAGACAAAGCUAAACAGAGUCACUGGUACACUGGUAUGGAGUCCAGAAUCCAAACAUAACGGAGAAAUCAUGUCAUGUGAUGUUUUCCAUCCGGACACUUUAGGUCAAAGUCCACAGACAGUUAUUUUGACAUUAACAGUGAACUCGACACCAACGAAACCAACUCUAACAGGUCCAACAAAAAUAACGACAGGAGUACCAAAAUCUUGGACUUGUACGUCACGUGGCGCUUUUCCAGAGCAAUCAAUGACUAUCAGGAUCGGUAACUCUGUGUUUGGUAACGAAGUGACAGUUAACUCAGUGUAUGAUGAAAACAGUAAGACGUAUGAAAUGACUGGUACCCUAUUGUGGACUCCUACUACCAGUAGUGACAGGGAAGUGCUGUAUUGUGAUGUCUUCCAUCCAGAAACAUUGGGCAGCAACAACCCACAAACAGCCAGUUUAUCACUCACUAUUAAAGAUGCACUGGCGAUUUUAGCACCUAAAACAUUAUACGAUCCAUUUACUGAAGAUGCAGUAACUUUAGAUUGUGUGAUAACAUCCGGGACUCCAACAGAAAUAAAAUGGUACAGAAACAGUGAGCGAAUUUUUGUGUCUGUUGAUCCUAGAUUAUCGGGUGGAAAUACCGAUAAUCCAGCUUUAAAGAUAUCUGAGAUCGAGAUGUCUGAUGGAGGAAGUUAUGUCUGUGAAGCGACCAAUGAAUUCUCUACAGUUGACACCAAUACUAUAUCACUGUCUCCAAUUGAAAAACCUGCUACAGAACAUUACAUCAUAACAAAGAUUCUCAACGGUUACAACAAACUUGUACGCCCAACAGACCCAACUGUUAAUAUUACGCAUUUCAUUAUUCCGAGGGAACUUGUACAUUUUGAAGCUGGAAAGGUAGUACUGGAGUCGAUGCAAUGUAUAAGUUGGAUUGACCCUAGAUUGUCCUGGAAUAGAGGUCAAAACAGAGUUAGUCUUCCAUCAUCAGAAAUCUGGAUCCCGGACAUUGUAUUGUUAGGACAAAAAUAUGAACCUGAUUUUGAGACGAAAGUUAUCGUAACCCAGGGUGGUAACGUUGUAUAUUGUCCCCAGGGACAGAUCACAUCUACGACCUGUCAAGAAAAAGCAGGAGAAGUUUAUGAAUGUGACUUCCGGUUCUUGUCGUGGUCCUACGACAAAGUAAUGUUAGACAUUAUGCUACCAGCGACACAAUCUGUUGAUUCACACAUUGACAUGUCGGUGUUCAUGGAACAUGAUAAAUAUGAAGUUGUAAGCAGAUGUGCAACAAGAGAGGAAGUGAGAUAUCCUUGUCGAGAAGGUACUUACCCAGAACUUAAAUAUAGCAUUGUGUUCAGUCGAAGAAAGACAUUUUGCAGAGACUAUAAUCAAAGUCCUACUUGUAAUUAAGAUACGCAUUUUGAUUUCAUGGGAGAAAAAAACACGAAACUUACUUUAGCUAUCAAAGUCGACACGAGCCAACGCUUACGGGAAAGCAUAUAGAAAUAUCUAUGUUACAUGGUGCCACUUUCGAGAUAUUUCACAUCUUGGAUAUAGCUUCACUUGGUCUUUCAGAAGCGUCCAGCAUGUGCAUGUACUCCUAUUUAUCUACAAUUGAUAGGUUUUAAUUCGUAAUUCAAGACUAAGAAAGACUUAGUUUCAUGAAAAUCAAUCAUUGUGUUGUUAUUAGAAUACAUUUGUAUAAAGCAUUAAAGCCGCUUACAUUGGACCUCAUACUUGCAUAUAUUACUUCAACAAAUUACGUGAAAUAUUACACAUGUAUGCAAUAACAAAUAAAUACACAUGUAUUACAACUUUAUAUAUAUAUAUAUAUGCAUGUAUAUAUCUUUUCUAAAUAUAUUUUUAUUAUUUAUUUUAUAUGUUUCAUAAACUGUAUACUUGUACCAUGAUUUGUAUAUAUAUGCUAUAAAUUUAUUUGUAAUGUUUUGAUAUGGAUCAUCCUUGCUAUUUAUUAUUAAACAUUUAUAACAUGUGAA
Mytilus trossulus (common blue mussel) is the source of this 6671-nucleotide messenger RNA. Its product is annotated as mucin-2-like. The coding region runs from base 109 to 6084 and encodes 1991 amino acids. The transcript has 22 exons. Lineage: Eukaryota; Metazoa; Mollusca; Bivalvia; Mytilida; Mytilidae. Gene Ontology annotation, biological process: monoatomic ion transport. The record is from RefSeq and is a predicted model, not a curated record. Gene Ontology annotation, molecular function: extracellular ligand-gated monoatomic ion channel activity. Gene Ontology annotation, cellular component: membrane.